AUGAUCAAAGCUGCCAUGCUCUGUGCUCUCUGCUUUGUAGCUCGCAACACUGUUUCUGCUGCUGCUGCUGCUGCAACCAAAAAAGAUGAACACUGCUCUCCUUCCUGCGGCAACAUCAGAAACAUAAGCUACCCAUUUCGUCUGAAGGGCGAUCCUCGCAUGGACUGCGGCGACCGACGCUAUGAAAUCUCCUGCGAGAGCAACCGUACUGUUUUAUACCUGCAUCAAGCGAGGUACUACGUGGAGGAGAUCUCGUACCAGACUCAUAGAAUUCGAGUCGUCGAUUCCGCUACAAUUCAUUGGGCCGUUUUAACUUCAGUAACGAAGAACCAUACCAGCUCCAUGGCGAUAUAUUUCCGAUCAGCUUCUUCAGCAUUUCUCUUCUACGUUGCGAGACUCCACAAACACUUGGUUGUCAUAAUAACGAUUCUUCUUAUGAGCUUUGUCUCGGACCUUUUGGGCUUUUUUGCCAAUAUUUUUCAAGGGAAAUUCUAUGUCAUCACUGACAAUGAUGUCGGCCUCGGUUAUUUUGUCACUUUAACAAGAUAUGUUAUUUUGGGUAUUUUCAUAGUCGUAGGAUUAUUGACAACAAGAACUUUAUGUGGUAUCAUGUGCUUCUUCCCGUUUUUGAUUUAUAAGCUACGACGACGUCACUUGUCAAUGGAUGACAGUAUUGAGGACUUCCUACAGAGUCACAACAAUCUCAUGCCAAUCAGGUAUUCUUAUUCAAGCAUCAAGAAGAUGACUAAAGGUUUUAAGGAGAAGCUGGGUCAAGGAGGUUAUGGUUCUGUGUUCAAAGGAAAGCUAAAAAGUGGCCAUCUUGUGGCAAUAAAAAUGUUAGACCAAUCCAAAAGUAAUGGCCAAGAAUUCAUCAAUGAAGUUGCCACCAUUGGAAGGAUUCAUCAUGUUAAUGURGUGCAACUAAUUGGGUUCUGUUCAGAGGGUUCGAAACGAGCUCUUAUUUAUGAAUUCAUGCCCAAUGGAUCUCUAGACAAGUAUAUAUCUGCUCGCCAAGAAGGAAAUAGCAUCUCUCUCAGUUGGGAGAAGAUGCUUGACAUUGUCCUAGGAGUAGGUCGUGGUAUUGAAUAUCUACACCGAGGAUGCAACAUACAAAUUCUGCAUUUUGAUAUCAAGCCCCAUAACAUUCUUCUUGACGACAACUUUGUUCCAAAGAUAUCAGAUUUUGGGCUUGCAAAAUUCUUUGCAACAGAUGACAGAACUGUGAGUCUAUCUGCAGCUCCACGAGGAACAAUAGGGUAUAUAGCUCCAGAAAUGAUCUAUAAAAACAUUGGUGGCGUCACAUAUAAGGCAGAUGUUUAUAGUUUUGGAAUGUUAUUAUUGGAGAUAACAGGCAGGAAGAAGGCUAUAAAUGCUUCAAGAGAUCAUUCAAGCCAAUUUUAUUUCCCAUCUUGGAUAUAUGACAGAGUCAGCCAAGGAGAAGACAUCGAAAUAGGAGAUGCGACAGAUGAUGAAAAGACGAUAGCAAAGAAACUGGUGAUAGUUGCACUGUGGUGCAUACAAAUGAAUCCUGUCAAUCGUCCUUCCAUGAACAGAAUUGUAGACAUGUUGGAAGGAGAUAUUGAAGUUCUACAAAUGCCACCCAGACCCUUUCUUUCUCCACCAGAGAUGCCGAUUGAUGAUACUACACUUGAUACAAAUCCUUCGGAAGCGUCAACUAUUUAUCAAUCUGAAUCACAAUCAAUUUUAUUUGACAGCCAAAUUAAUAUAUCCAAUUGUUGAUCUUGUUUGUUACACUAUACUAUCUAUCUAUUCAUCUGGGUGAUUCAAGUG
Messenger RNA from Nelumbo nucifera (sacred lotus), 1791 nucleotides. Lineage: Eukaryota; Viridiplantae; Streptophyta; Magnoliopsida; Proteales; Nelumbonaceae. The record is from RefSeq and is a predicted model, not a curated record.